Messenger RNA from Acanthosepion pharaonis, 522 nucleotides. Lineage: Eukaryota; Metazoa; Mollusca; Cephalopoda; Sepiida; Sepiidae. The record is from the annotation of a GenBank genome assembly.
AUGUUAUUCUUUGCUUCUUUUCUCCAUUUUCUUUUAUUUCUUAUUCAUUUAUUUUUUAUUUCAUUCAUUCAUUUUUUUUUUUCAUUAUUUGCAUCGUUCAUGUAUUUAUUCUUAAUUUUCUUUUCCGUUUCUUUUAUUCUUUUUCGUUCAUUCUUUUUCUCUUUUUUGUUCCUUCUUGCUUUUUAUUGUUUCUUUUUUCAUUCCUUUUAUUUUUCAGUCAUUAAUUCUUCUUUCUUUUAUUUGUUCUUUUCCCCUUUGAGUUUUCUUUCGUCUUUUAUUUUUCCUUCAGAAAUUCUUUCUUUCUGUUUCCUUCUAUUUUUCCUCUCAUUCUGCGCCAUACAUUUCCUUUCACACUCCUUCACCCUGGAAGAAAAUAUACUUAUCCAUUCUUAUUCCUAUCUCUCACUGUCAUUGCAGAGCUUGUCUAUGAAUAUAAAAACAAACACAUACAUGCCUUACUUCUUUCUUGUCCCUCUCUCUUUCCUCCCCUCUCUAUUUACAUCUAUCUAUCUCUAUCUAUAG